Messenger RNA from Piliocolobus tephrosceles (Ugandan red Colobus), 5246 nucleotides. RefSeq names its product spatacsin. Gene Ontology annotation, biological process: axonogenesis; synaptic vesicle transport; chemical synaptic transmission. The record is from RefSeq and is a predicted model, not a curated record. Gene Ontology annotation, cellular component: cytoplasm; axon; synapse. The transcript has 26 exons. The coding region runs from base 90 to 4820 and encodes 1576 amino acids. Lineage: Eukaryota; Metazoa; Chordata; Mammalia; Primates; Cercopithecidae.
UAUUGUAUAAAUAGCUAUGUCCAGAUUGUUACAUUUGCUCAGUAAUUUGGUGUUGAGUUACAUGUCAAUAAACAUAAUUAUAUUUUAAAAUGUGUUUUGUUCUUCAUGUAGAAUACAAAUCAUAUUCCCCUGAAGCCCUCUGGAGAUACCUCACAGCUCGCCAUGAUUGGUUAAACAUUAUCUUAUGGAUUGGAGAAUUUCAAACCCAGCAUAGUUAUGCUUCAUUUCGGCAGAACAAAUGGCCCCUUCUGACUAUUGAUGUUAUUAACCAGAAUACUUCCUGUAACAACUACAUGAGGAAUGAAAUUUUAGAUAAGCUGGCCAGGAAUGGGAUUUUUCUGGCAUCUGAACUGGAAGACUUUGAAUGCUUCCUCCUAAGACUGAGCCGUAUUGGAGGUGUCAUACAGGAUACCCUCCCUGUUCAAAACUACAAGACCAAAGAAGGUUGGGAUUUCCAUUCUCAAUUCAUUCUCUAUUGUUUGGAGCACAGUCUGCAGCAUCUUCUUUAUGUCUACCUUGACUGUUACAAACUUAGUCCUGAAAAUUGCCCCUUUUUGGAAAAAAAAGAGUUACAUGAAGCACACCCUUGGUUUGAAUUUUUAGUUCAGUGUCGACAAGUUGCCAGUAAUUUAACAGAUCCCAAACUGAUCUUCCAGGCUAGCCUUGCAAAUGCUCAGAUUUUGAUUCCCACCAAUCAGGCCAGUGUAAGCAGUAUGCUAUUGGAAGGACAUACCCUCCUGGCCCUUGCUACUACAAUGUAUUCUCCUGGGGGUGUCAGCCAGGUUGUUCAGAAUGAAGAAAAUGAAAACUGUUUGAAGAAAGUGGAUCCCCAGCUAUUGAAGAUGGCAUUAACUCCUUACCCCAAGCUAAAAACUGCUCUCUUCCCACAGUGCACUCCUCCUAGUGUCCUGCCAUCUGAUAUUACACUCUAUCACCUUAUUCAGUCAUUAUCACCCUUUGAUCCUAGCAGAUUGUUUGGCUGGCAGUCUGCUAACACACUAGCUAUAGGAGAUGCAUGGAGUCAUCUCCCACAUUUCUCUAGCCCUGACCUGGUUAAUAAAUAUGCUGUAGUGGAACGUCUGAAUUUUGCUUAUUAUUUACAUCAUGGACGGCCGUCAUUUGCAUUUGGUACUUUUCUGGUCCAGGAAUUAAUCAAGAGCAAGACUCCCAAGCAGCUGAUCCAGCAAGUAGGCAAUGAAGCCUAUGUCAUAGGGCUCUCCUCCUUCCACAUACCUUCAGUAGGAGCUGCAUGUGUUUGUUUCUUAGAAUUGCUUGGCCUUGACAGCCUCAAACUCAGAGUUGAUAUGAAAGUGGCCAAUAUAAUUUUGAGAUACAAGUGCAGAAAUGAAGAUGCUCAGUACAGCUUUAUCAGAGAGUCUGUAGCCGAAAAACUAUCUAAACUAGCUGAUGGUGAAAAGGCAACCACAGAAGAAUUGCUUGUUCUCUUAGAAGAAGGUACAUGGAACAGCAUUCAGCAACAGGAAAUAAAGAGGUUAUCCAGUGAGUCUAGCAGCCAGUGGGCAUUAGUGGUACAGUUCUGCAGGCUACACGAUAUGAAACUAAGCAUAUCUUACCUUAGAGAAUGUGCCAAAGCAAAUGAUUGGCUGCAGUUCAUUAUUCACAGCCAACUCCACAACUACCACCCAGCAGAGGUGAAAUCCCUUAUCCAGUACUUCAGCCCAGUUGUUCAAGACCACUUAAGGUUGGCUUUUGAGAACUUGCCCUUAGUGCCCACCUCCAAAAUGAACAUCAGUCAAGUCUGCAAUAAGUCCUCCCAGGAACUUCAGGGAAGCAAAGAAGUGAUGACCGAUUUAUUUGAAAUUCUGCUCCAGUGCUCAGAGGAGCCAGACUCCUGGCACUGGCUUCUGGUUGAAGCAGUGAAACUACAGGCGCCUAUCCUCAGUGUUCUGGCCUCAUGUCUCCAGGGUGCCAGUGCCAUUUCUUGUCUCUGUGUUUGGAUCAUCACUUCUGUGGAGGACAGUGUUGCAACUGAAGCAAUGGGAUACAUUCAGGACUCGAUAGAGGACCAUACCUGGAACCUUGAGGAUCUUUCAGUCAUCUGGAGAACAUUAUUAACAAGACAGAAGAGCAAAACUCUCAUCAGAGGUUUCCAACUUUUCUUUAAGGAUUCCCCAUUACUGUUGGUGAUGGAGAUGUAUGAACUGUGUAUGUUCUUCAAGAAUUAUAAAGAAGCUGAAGCUAAACUUCUGGAGUUUCAGGAGAGCCUUGAAAUACUUAACACAGCAGCCACAAAGGUCCACCCUGUCAUCCCUGCUAUGUGGCUGGAGGAUCAGGUGUGUUUCCUUUUGAAGCUUAUGCUACAGCAGUGUAAGACCCCAUAUGAGCUGGGGAAGCUUUUACAGCUCUUUGUUGAAAGAGAGCAUCUCUUCUCUGAUGGUCCAGAUGUGAAAAAGCUGUAUGUCCUUUGCCAAAUUUUGAAGGAUACAUCCAUAGCCAUUAAUCAUAUCAUUAUUACCUACUACAGCAUUGAGAAUUUUCAGCAUGAAUGUAAAUCUAUUUUGGAAAGACUGCAGACAGACGGACAGUUCGCUUUGGCCAGGAGGGUAGCAGAAUUAGCUGAGUUACCUGUGGACAACUUGGUUAUUAAAGAGAUAACACAGGAAAUGCAGACUCUAAAACACAUUGAACAGUGGUCACUAAAACAAGCAAGAAUUGACUUCUGGAAAAAAUGCCAUGAGAAUUUUAAAAAAUUUUCAAUUUCAAGCAAAGCAGCUUCUUCCUUUUUCUCAACUCAGGCCCAUGUGGCCUGUGAGCACCCAGCUGGAUGGAGCAGCAUUGAGGAACGCCAUCUGCUGCUCACUUUGGCAGGGCACUGGCUUGCCCAAGAGGACGUAGUGCCCUUGGACAAGCUGGAGGAGCUGGAGAAGCAGAUCUGGCUCUGCCGCAUCACCCAGCACACUCUUGGAAGAAAUCAGGAGGAAACAGAGCCCAAAUUUUCUCGACAGAUCUCAACUAGUGGCGAACUUUCCUUUGAUAGUUUAGCCAGGGAGUUUUCCUUCUCCAAGUUGGCUGCUCUGAACACAUCAAAAUACUUAGAACUUAACAGCCUUCCAUCCAAAGAGACAUGCGAGAAUAGACUGGAUUGGAAAGAGCAGGAGUCACUAAACUUUUUGAUUGGGCGCCUACUGGAUGAUGGCUGUGUGCAUGAAGCAAGUAGAGUAUGCCGGUAUUUUCAUUUCUAUAAUCGAGAUGUUGCCUUGGUGUUGCACUGCAGAGCACUGGCCUCAGGAGAAGCUAGUAUGGAGGAUCUGCACCCGGAGAUCCAUGCUCUCCUACAAAGUGCUGAGCUGCUUGAGGAAGAACCCGAUAUUCCCUUAAGGAGAGUCCACAGCACUUCAAGUCUGGAUAGUCAGAAGUUUGUGACAGUGCCCUCCAGUGAUGAAGUGGUGACUAACCUGGAAGUGCUGACAAGUAAAUGCCUCCAUGGAAAGAACUACUGUCGACAGGUCCUCUGUCUGUAUGAUCUUGCCAAGGAGUUGGGCUGUUCCUACACAGAUGUUGCUGCUCAGGAUGGUGAAGCCAUGCUCCGGGAAAUCUUGGCCUCUCAGCAGCCUGACCGAUGCAAACGAGCCCAGGCCUUCAUCAGCACACAGGGCCUUAAGCCAGAUACUGUGGCUGAACUCGUGGCAGAAGAGGUGACACGGGAGCUGCUUACUUCAUCACAGGGAACAGGACAUAAGCAGAUGUUCAGCCCAACAGAGGAAAGCCAGACAUUUCUUCAGCUGACCACUCUGUGUCAAGACCACACAUUGGUAGGCAUGAAGUUGUUGGAUAAGAUUUCCUCCGUUCCCCAUGGGGAAUUGUCUUGCACCACAGAGCUCCUGAUCCUGGCCCAUCAUUGCUUCACCCUGACGUGCCACAUGGAGGGCAUCAUCCGAGUCCUGCAGGCCGCCCGGAUGCUCACAGAUAACCACCUGGCCCCCAGUGAGGAGUAUGGACUGAUGGUACGGCUCCUCACUGGCAUUGGAAGGUACAAUGAGAUGACAUACAUAUUUGAUUUGCUGCAUAAAAAGCACUACUUUGAAGUGCUGAUGAGGAAGAAGUUGGAUCCGAGUGGUACCCUGAAGACAGCCCUGCUGGACUACAUCAAACGCUGCCGUCCUGGAGACAGUGAGAAGCACAAUAUGAUUGCCCUGUGCUUCAGCAUGUGCCGGGAGAUUGGCGAGAACCACGAGGCAGCUGCCCGCAUCCAACUGAAAUUGAUUGAGUCUCAGCCCUGGGAGGACAGUCUCAAGGAUGGGCACCAGCUGAAGCAACUGCUGCUGAAGGCCCUGACUCUGAUGCUGGAUGCAGCAGAGAGUUAUGCCAAGGACUCUUGUGUGCGACAGGCCCAGCACUGUCAGCGGCUCACCAAGUUGAUAACUCUGCAGAUUCACUUUCUGAACACUGGCCAGAACACAAUGCUUAUCAACUUGGGCCGCCACAAGCUAAUGGACUGUAUUCUGGCCCUACCUCGGUUCUACCAGGCUUCUAUUGUGGCUGAGGCCUAUGAUUUUGUUCCAGAUUGGGCUGAAAUUUUAUACCAGCAAGUGAUACUUAAAGGAGACUUUAAUUACUUGGAAGAAUUUAAGCAGCAAAGGUUAUUAAAGUCUAGUAUAUUUGAAGAGAUUUCCAAAAAAUAUAAACAACAUCAGCCUACUGACAUGGUCAUGGAAAACCUGAAGAAAUUACUCACAUAUUGUGAAGAUGUUUACCUGUAUUACAAGUUGGCAUAUGAACACAAGUUUUAUGAAAUUGUAAAUGUGCUUCUGAAGGACCCUCAGACAGGCUGCUGUCUAAAGGACAUGCUAGCAGGUUAGAUGAUUUCACAGGUGCCUGUUUUCUUGUACUGUUAGCAGGUUCUGACAGAUGUGAUGAGUAGAAUAAUGCAUUGGAGAUCUUUGUUAAAGUUGAACAAUCCCGGUACUGUAACAUAUCAGUCCUUUGUGGGUAGUAGGCAGCAAAUGAGAAACUUUUCAGAAGGAAAUUCCUAUUUAAAAUGGAUUGAUUUUAGAUGACUGUUCAUCUAUACCAUUUUAUAUAGAUACUAGUAUUAAGAUCAAAAGCUUCCUCUUCCUCAGGACAGCUUCUACUUUAGAUGAUCCAAUAGUGAUUAAAGAAUAUACCUGUACCUGCAGAUUCCAGUUUCAAAGAAAUUUAAUAUUAUUUACACAGUUAAGGAACAGGUGAUACAUUUUCAUUUGUUAGAAACUGAUCUUUCUGUAAUAAAAUAGAUUUUCAAUUCA